Procambarus clarkii (red swamp crayfish) is the source of this 7536-nucleotide messenger RNA. RefSeq names its product transient receptor potential channel pyrexia. Gene Ontology annotation, cellular component: membrane. Gene Ontology annotation, biological process: transmembrane transport; monoatomic ion transport. Gene Ontology annotation, molecular function: monoatomic ion channel activity; protein binding. The record is from RefSeq and is a predicted model, not a curated record. NCBI's taxonomy places the organism in Eukaryota, Metazoa, Arthropoda, Malacostraca, Decapoda, Cambaridae.
CAGACUCCGUCGUGUCCGGUCACGCGCCACCUCACUCUAUAAAAGUUAUCUGUUUAUUUUUCAUAUUUGAAUAAGUGCCAUACGGUUUUAGGAUUGCCAAAGCCAUUGUGGACUGAAGGACGGUCACCACAGCAACACCGUCAUUGGAACAGGCAGAUGACUACUUAAGCUGUCAACCAUGUGUGCCACUUGGGAUCACUGGCAUGCAUCACUGAAGUUUCUGUAACUUGAUCUACAAACAGUGAAUGUUGCAAUAAACCAAAGACUAGCUUUUAAAGAAAGAUAAAUAAGAUAAAACUACUGAAACUUAUGUGCAAAGCUUUGCCACUCUCUGUUACUGGCAAUAAUUAUGCGUCAGUAACCAUUUGUUUUGCUGCACUCAGUAGCAGUGAUCAUGGCCGUUAGGAAAUCUCUAUUUCGUUAUAUUUCUGUAGAUGAUUCAAACCCAGGGACACCCCUCAGUAGAGGCCCUAAGCCCGAUGCACGUUUCAUUGCGCUGCUGGAAGCACUGAAGGCACGAGAAAUUCAAGGAGUCCGAGCACAGUUACUUCAGGGAUUUCCAGUCAACCACCGGGAACCAGCUCUAGGUAACAAGACGCCACUCAUCUGUGCCUCAGAGUAUGGCUUCGUGGAGGCUGUGGCGGAGUUACUGGGUGCAGGAGCUAACGUCAGCAUAGCGGACUCUGCAGGGGCUACACCACUACACAUGGCUGCUGGAGGUGGGCACCUUUCCACAGUAAGACUCCUCCUUGCUCAUGGUGCCCAUGUGGACCCACUCGACACUCACGCCAGUACCCCUCUCCACUACGCUGCUCGAGCUGAUAAGCAAGACCCCAAGAGCAGUAGUGUGGUAGCUGUCGUAGAGGUGCUGCUGAGAGCGGGCGCACGGUGUGGUCUGAGAGAUGGAGAAGGACGUUUGCCCUUACACAAUGCCGCCACUGCAGGCAGUGCCAAACUUAUCAAAGUCCUCGCUGCUGGGGCUUACAAAGCUACAGUUAAUUUAAAAGAUAAUGAAGGACGUACGCCGCUACACUGUUCCGUCCUUGGAGCACGGUCUCUGGAUGCUGUGGCAGCCGUGCUUGAGCUUGGGUGUAACAUAGACUCCCGGGACUCCCAGGGCCACACAGCUCUGCACCUGGCAGCUAAGAGACAGGUUAACUACGUGGACGACGAGUUCGACGGAGCAUGUUUGGAGCUGCUCUUGUCGCACGGUGCUUCAGUAGCUGCCAAGAAUGAUGAAGGCUACAAUGGUCUAUCUCUAGCCUUGCGGCGCACCAUGUGGUGGGGUCGUCCAGGAGCUAGAGAUUAUAUCCUGCAUGCUGUGCAGCAGCUGGUAGCUAAAGGUAGCUGUAUACAAGACGGGUUUGCCAUGUGGAGGAUGGUUGAAAGCUUCCCUUCACUCGUACCUGUGGCUCUUAACAGAUCAGUGUGUGCCAACACGUCUGCCCGCGACUCUCCUCAUCUUCGUCUUGACUUUGAUUUUGGUCCAUUGUCGGUAAAUUCUAAGCAACUUAGAGAAAUUCACCGUCAAUCUCCACUAAACCCACAAUCAGAGUUGCCACCACCGCUUCUUAGGGAUUCUGAAGUAGCUAUGUUGCAUUAUAUCAUGUGGGCCGGGCGCAAGCAACUCCUACUUCACUCACUCUGCAAGUCCUUCCUUCACUUUAAAUGGUCAAAAGUUCGAAAAUACUUUCUUGCUAAUGUUAUAUUUUACUUUCUUUUUGUAUUGAGUCUCACUGCUUUCCUGCUGUCAUCCAGUAACUGCCCGGAGAGUAUUAAUAAGGACAACAAUGAGACAUUUACAGGAAGGCCUAAGGUCCGUCACACAGCUGGGAGCAACGGUACAACUGUUGUGUGUCGGUGGGCCGGGGAGGAGGCCGGGGUGGUGGGCCUAACAUGGUGGUGUCUAGUCAUCUUUUCUGCCUUACUCGACUUUCGGGAAGUUAUCCAACUGAUGCAGAAUCCGCUUAUAUACAUCUACAACCUUGGGAAUCUCUUAGAUGCUGCUUUAGUAUUCUGUGUGCCACAGCUGUUGGUAGGAGGUUCGGCAGAUGAAACAGCAACCAAUGGAGAACUGGCAAUGUGUUGCCUAGCAAUAUGGCAGCAGCGUGUUGCUGCUAUUGCCAUAAUAUUGGCCUGGGUGAGGCUGAUGCUCUUCACAGGGCAGUUCCCCAGCUGUGGCGUCUACAUCGUCAUGUUCUCUACCGUGGCCAGAAAUGUGCUGAAGUUUCUAGCCAUGUAUGUCUUCGUGUUGGUGGCCUUCUCUCUGGGGUUCUACGUCCUCCUGCGCUCACUCCCCACCUUCAGGACGCCUGCCACUGCCCUCAUCACCUCCCUGGUGAUGAUGACGGGGGAGCUGGACUACGAGUCUACCUUCCUGGCCGAACCAUCUGGCUCCUCGGUGCUCUGUAUUUUCAUCUUGGUGGUUUUCAUUGUGUUGGUCUACAUCAUCCUCUCCAACCUCCUUGUGGGUCUCGCUGUCAGUGACAUGUAUGCCAUACAGCAGAGGUCAGAGGUUCUACGAUUAACACGACAUGUGGAGCUGAUGAUCCAGGUGGAAGCUUUGUUUAGGAAUCGUUUCCUUCCCCAGAAAUUGCAACAGUGCCUCCUCAACAGUAUUGGAAUUAUGGGAUCUAAGGAGAAGCCCACUCUCUCUGUUUACCCCAAUCUCGAACGGGGUUUUAGUGACUGUUUGUUCCUGUUCUUCUCCAGGGUGAUUGGAACACGACGGCUGAUGAUUAAACUGUUUGAGAUAUUCAUAUCUGGGUUCAUUCCUCCUGAGCCUGAACCAUCACUUCCCUCGCAGCUCAUGAGAGAGGCUGUUGAUGUGGCACUGCGGGAGCAUGAAUUAGAUAAGAGAGAACGCCUCUUACAUCUUCGCGCUUUGCAAAUUGGAGCAACUGGGCACCAAAGACAAGGGCAAUUAGGGCAACUAGCACAGACACAGCUGCCUAUCAAUCAAACCACACUCACCAGAGGGCCAUCAUACAUAAGACCUACAAAUGUAGCUGUUCGAUCUUCCUGGCGCUGGACUUUUAUGAGUGAUACAGAUGGUGAAGAUGACGCUGUUAACAUGACACCAGGACAUGGCCAGCCUUCUAUUUGGUCAUCUUCUCAUCCUGUGGCAACACAACGAACUGUUAUUCCAGAUCCAAAUGCACGCUUGGAAGAACUCAGAAAUAUGGUUCUUCGCCUGGAGGCUAAAAUUGAAUCACUUUCUGUAGUCAUACAGCAACAAGAAACGGAUCAUCUAACACUUUCCCAAACUACAAAUGGAGUUGAACCAGAAGUAACUGUGUAACAUGAAAAUUAUUGCCUCACUCAACACCGGAGAAUGUUUCAAGCACUGUAUCGUCUAGUACUUAUGAUAACCAAGUAGCUGGAAGUAAAUACAGUACCCUACACAUCAGAUUUUGUGAUAAAAUUUAUAUAUAUGCAGUCUGCUGGUUGUUGUUAUUGUACUUUAUGCUUUAUUUUGUCUGGGAUCACACUUUCUUCAGUAGAGAAGCUGCAUUUCAUCUGUCUUCAAUUUUAAUGACAAAAAAGCACACAAAUUCUUUACUGAAGAACUCUACCAGCUGGUUUGGCUAACAUAAUGCUCAAUGAGCUGCUACUCAUUGGAGCUAAAAAAACUAGAAUUGUGUGUAGUUACAUGAUGAAAACUACACUUGUGGUGUCCCAUCUUCCCAGUACUGUCAUAUAAUGCUUUGAAACUACUGAUGGUUUUGACCUCCACCACCACCUCACUUAAAUUGUUCCAGCCGUCUACCACUUUGUUUGCAAAGAGAACUUUUUUAUAUUUUUUGGCAUCUUUGUUUCCUUAACUUGAAUCUUUGACAUGUUCUUGAAGUGGCGAUUUCAAAAAUUCUUUGUUGUCUAUUUUUAAAGAUUCUUGUUAUUAUUUUGUACAUAGUGAUCAUAUCACCUCCUUUCUUCUAGCACUGGCAUGUUUAAUGCCUCCACCCUCUUCUCAUAGUUCAUGUUUUAAAGUUCCAGGAGCCAUUUAGUAGUACAGUAUGUCUUUGCAUCCUUUCUAAUUUGUUAAUAUGCUUCUUGAGAUAUGGGCACCACACACCACUGAUGAAUAUUCCAAUUUUGAUCUAAAAUUGUGUUAUCAGUCUCUUAAAUAUUUCUCCAUCAUAUAUUUAAACACAGUCCUGAAAUUUGCUAGUGUAGCACAGGUUUCUCUCACAAUACCCUUUAAGUAGUCUUCCGGAGGCAACUUACCAUCCAGAACCACUCCUAGAUCUCUUUCCUUGUCAGAGGUUCUUAAUAUCUUUUUACAUAAUUUUUAAGUUAAGUGUGUCCUGUUCUUCUCUUUUCUGCAUUCCAUGGCAUUUGUUUAUGCUGAAUUCCAUUUGCCAUAAUCUCCACUAAAUUAUGUUGUCUAGGUCAUUUUGAAGGUCAAUACAGUCAUUAAGUACCUAAUUCUCCAUAGCAAUUUUGUUAUUGAGCUUGCAUGCUUAUUAUGCUUGCAUCAUCUGCAAGCAUAAUGUAAUUGUAUUCCCUCUGGUAGAUCAUUUAUAUAUAUAAUAAACAUUAUCAGUGCAAGAAGUAAACCUUGACGUACUCUGGUAGUGAUAUUUCUCCCCUUGGUUACAUUUCCUCUGAUCACUGCUCGUGUUUGUCCGUUAACACAUUUCUCAUAAAAUUUAGAAGCCUGCCUGUCACCCUGUCAAUGUGUUCAAACUUUCAGAAGUUAGAACUGUGUGGGACUUCUCCUGUGUGUGUGGUUCUGUCAAAGUUUUUUUUUUUUUUUUUAAAGUUCAGGAAUAUACAAUUGGCCCAACCUUCCCAUUCCUGCAGCAUUACGUAGAAACCAAGUAGAUUUGUUACAUAAAAACCCUCCCAUUUGAAAUCCAGUUGUCUGUCCAUUAUUAUGUAGCUACUUUCCACGUACUCCGUCCAUUUGAUUUUAAUAAUUUUUUCUAUUGAUUUACGACCAAGCUUAUGAAUUAUAGUGUAGUGGAUCUGCCCUGUUUCCAUUCUUAUAGUUUGGAACUAUGUUUGCCUUUUUUUUCAUGUCAGCCAGGUUCCCUAUUGGUAAGGAUGUUUGGAAGAUAAUCUGCAGUGGGGCACUAAUCUCAAAUGCACAUUACCAAAGCCAGACUCCAGCUGGUCCAACUGCUUUAUUUCUGUUUAGCUUCCCCAGCACUUUGGAACACACUUUGGAACAUUUAGUGUUACACCCAUUUCAUUUUUGGUCUCUUCAGUCUUUCUCCCAUUUGUACUCUUGGGAUUUAAUUUUUCCACUUGCAAUUUGCUUUUUAUAAAUUUAUAGAAUAGGCCGGGUUCUGUUUUACAUUUUGCAAUUUCUUCGUCUCUUCUCACUGGUGUGUAGUUGUUUCUUACUGGUUUGUAGUACUGUACUGGUAUGUUUUAUAGGUUUGGCCUCUUCUCAUACUGGUUUUAUUUUUCCAUCUAUUGUUCUAAGGUCUUCUUCCAAUUUGUAUUAAAUCACUCACUUUCUAUACUUGCUUCUCUGUUUCAGUAUUAAUGUUUGGCUGCCUUUCUCAUAUCUUGUAAAAGGUGGCAUAUGUCUCAUUUAUUUUCAUAGCUAACAACAAAUCAUUCUAGUCAAUCCCAAUAAAAAACAUUCUUAGAUGCCUGUACUGUCAUUUCUUAAAAUUAAGUUUUUCUUAUUGUAUUACUUUCUCCAUUAUCUUCCCUGUUCACUUACCUAUUGAAGGCAUGUACUGUAUAUUAUAGAAUCUUCCUCAUUCCUGGUCAAUAUUAGUUACAUUAUGAACGUUCCCUUCCUUCAUUCUUGUUGUUUGACAUGCUGGUAAAGGAAGAGGUUCACAAAUCUAUUGAUCUAGAAAUCUUCUGUCCUUGUAUCACAGGCCUUCCAGUCUACUGUUUUCAUUAAAAGUCUCCAAGUAGCAUGAAUCAUGUGGGUAAGAAUGGUGGGUUUCCCCUGCAAGUAGUUAUGGAACAGCAUAGAAACGGGAAAUAAACGCCAAACAAAAAAGAAAUUUUACACCAGUUUUUGUUUUAUCAAUUUAAAAAAUGUCUUGUGCAGAAUUUGCAUUUUCCAAGAAUUACGAACAUAAUCCAUUGUUCCACAAGAAAAUAACAUUUAAAAAUUUAAAGCAGCAGUAUCAUAUUCAAAUAUAAAACAAUACUGUAUUAAGUUAUAUUAUAUGUGGACAACUACAGGAAUGUGGAGGUGCUUGUUAAUCCAGGAUGAUAUAUAUAGUUCUAUGAAUGAUAUGAUGAACUGACUAGUGAUAAUUUAUUUUCAUUGAUGUCUAUAACAUUCUUUCAGGCUGGAUCAGACUGUCUACUGCAUAAAUUUUGAUCUACAAAUUUGUUGACUAAUUGAUCUGAAAAAAAAAAGCUCUUUAUACCUAUCCACAAGACAAAUAAUACAAGUGCUGUGAACAAAUUAUACACUGGUGCAAAACUGAGUUAAAUAGUAACACCCACAUGGUCACAAAUUGUCCAAGUGAUACCUGGCAGUGGUGACUUCUUUAGCUUGUAUAUUAACCACAAACACUAAGAUUAUCACAUCAUUAUUCCAGGUGCAUUUCCAAAUUUAAGAAAUGGUGUGAGCAAAAAUUGGCUCUUACUCUUCUCAAUAAUUCAUGCAUAAUUUGGGAUUAUUAUGUAACACAAUAAUUAAUAACACUAACCUUGAUGAGUCCAUCAGUUUACAAAGCCAUUGAGUUCAGUCACUAUCAAAGCAAAAUACUCUUAUAAUCUCAACUUUAAAUGCCUUUUAUGGGGGUUAGUUAAUGUAUGGUGUAAUUACAAAAGUGAGUAAAUCUAGAAGAUAUACGUUUGACAUUGCAGAAUAAUUGCCAAAUAAGCCUACGGGGUAUUUACCUUGGUACUAUACAACCCUGCAUAUAUCAUGAAAGGCAAACCUAGAUCCUGCCUUGCCCAACCACUUGGGGUGGACGGUAGAGCGACAGUCUCACAAGUCGGCGUUCAAUUCCCGACCGUCCAAGUGGUUGGGCACUAUUUCUCUAUCCUAAAUCCUUAUCCUGAUCCCUUCCAAGUGCUAUAUAGUGGUAAUGGCUUAGUGCUUCCCCUGAUAAUUACCACCUUGCCUAGAGGCUGACCUAUGCAUAAUAGUAAGGGUUCCCUGUAUAUAUGUUGCCACCAUAUAUAAGUGUGUACAAAACAAAAGUGUGGCGACUCGAGUCUGUGAUAUGUGCACUGUAAAUAUUACAUCCAUUUCUCAUAAAGUGUUUCAUCAUCAUUCCAGAAAGCUUAUUUAUGUAAAAGAAGAAAUUAUUUGAUGUAAAAACAUUCAAGCUAUUAAUUUUUAAGAAUUUAUACUGAAUAUUUUUUUUAAAUAUAAUAUAAUUAAAAAAUUUGCUUCUUCAUCAUCCUGUCAUUAAAUAAUGGGGCAAUAGGUCUUCUGCAGUUUCAUUUAUUUAUAUCUUCCAUUUAGUAAUUGUAACCAAGUGUAAUGCUAACCAUUUUCUCUAAUACAGUACUAUAAAAAUUAUUAUAAAUUCCAUAGAGCUAUUUAUUUACAAGUACUGUAUUUGAGUUUAUGUAGAGCUUACAAGGUUUUGAGAGAGA